This is a messenger RNA of Trypanosoma rangeli, 816 nucleotides long. RefSeq lists its product as uncharacterized. The transcript has a single exon. The record is from RefSeq and is a predicted model, not a curated record. NCBI's taxonomy places the organism in Eukaryota, Euglenozoa, Kinetoplastea, Trypanosomatida, Trypanosomatidae. Bases 1 to 816 code for a protein of 271 amino acids.
AUGGGGCCGAAGAAAGGAACGAAAAAAACAGAGGAAGCGGAAUUUAUUGCGGAUGGCCCUCUCGCUGUUGAGAGCACCAGGGCCUUAACGAAGUGGACGGAUCGGGUGUCCGCGGUUAGCAAGAAGAUCCAGCAGGUGCAGCACAUUAUGGCUCUGCUUUCAUCGCAGAUGGAGCUGUGCAACAAGGAGCUCGCGGACGUCUACGAGAAUGCGAAUCUCCUCACAACGCUUCGCAUUGCGGAGUACCGACAGAAGUUGAACCCGCACCUACCGGGGCCGCCAGCAAAGAAGCAGCGCUUGAAGCGUGAGAGCUCAGUGAAGAUGGCUUCCACUCCGUCGCUGGCCGAGAAGAGCACAGAGGCUCUGUUGGGAGCCAUGGACGAGAGGAAACGCCUCAGGGUUAGCAGCGUUCUUGUGAGCCUCUUCAAGCGCAACUCCCCGGAGAGCCCUGUUUCGAAUUCUCCAACGAAUGUAGCGCUAUCACCGGGAGGUGGUGGUUCAACAAAUUUUGUGGAGGCAGCUGUGCGUCAACAGGUAAACACGGCAAGUUCUCCCCCGACCGAUGCGGCUAGUGCUUCAGCGAGCUUGGAUCAGCGACGCCCGAAGGACGUGCCGCCUGAGCUGUGGGAAGAGGUCUCUAAGCUUCGAUGUAAACGGCUGGCCUUGGAAGGACGUGGUAAAACGUUAAUGGGCAGCAUAGAAGUACAGCUUGCGAGAUUUGACUUGCUCAUGCAGAACCAUGGCGUGGCCACAUAUGCAACAGAUUACUUGGAGCAGACGCUUCAAAAAUUACGGCUAGGAAAAAGUGGUCCCUGA